This is a messenger RNA of Vespula vulgaris, 1196 nucleotides long. RefSeq lists its product as uncharacterized. NCBI's taxonomy places the organism in Eukaryota, Metazoa, Arthropoda, Insecta, Hymenoptera, Vespidae. The transcript is spliced from 3 exons. The record is from RefSeq and is a predicted model, not a curated record. Bases 386 to 1084 code for a protein of 232 amino acids.
GUCAAACGUCCUUUGAUCUUCAUGAACACAUGUUUACGCCAUUUUGAAAUACGAUUUCGUCGUCGUCGAGAGAUCGAUCCGAUCACAGUUCACUCUUUUAAGUAAAGUAUUAUUUUAUCACGAGGAUCGUAUUCAAGAUAAACUCAAUUGAAUUGUUGGAGAUAGUUAAAAUAUCCUUGAUAAAAUGUGUAUAAAAGAACAACAGAUUGGAAGUGAAAUUUACGAUGCGAGCAAUGGUAUGAGAACUGUGGUGGAUCGAAUUAUUAGGGAUUAAGUUAAUACAAAGUCACCGAUCUCUUUCUUUAUUGAAAAUAUUUUACUUAUUUAUAACUGUAAAGUGAACGCUCGAAUAAACAAUUAUAUAGUUGCAUAAAAUAUCAAGAAAAUGGCGACAGAUGUCGAGGAAUCAGAUACCGACGAUCACGAAAGACCAGUUCCUCCAAAACGACAACGUACACGAUGCAUUAAGGUCGAUGAAAAUUAUUGGGAAACGGAUAAAACAUCAUGCAACAGCAAACAUACGAUACAAGAAGCAGAAAAUGUGGAACACGAAGAUGUGGAAAGACGAGAAAAAUUAAGGCGAUGGCAAGCUUGCCAAGUGGCAAAAGGAUUUGUAGACAAUACUAUUAAUAAAAUGCUGGAAAAUUUCAUCGUGCCAUCGGAAUCCUAUUCUCUGGGAGAUCCAGAAUUUCGUGUAUUUAGGGGAAAUGAUAUGGAAAAUACAGCUGUAAUGAUGGCAAUUCGUAAUCAUGGUUUGGUUCAAUCAACAGAACUAGUUUCUCAAUCUGAUACCUUCUAUAGUAAUGGGAUACCUGGCUAUUGGACUAAUAAUGAUUAUACAAAUGUAUCGUGUUGUCCAUCCAGUCAUAUGCAAGAUGCAGGAGAUUUUUCUAAUUCCAUAGCUGCAUCAUCAGCAAAUUCUUUGAAAUUACACGAUUCUUUAGAGAUUCCACGUUAUAAUGGAUCAACUUGGGACGUUGGUAAAAUAGCGGAUAGUGAUCAACAAGAAGAUUUCUUAGAGAGAGCUGUAGCAGAAGCUAUCAAGAAAAAGGGCUUAAGUGCUCUGAGUGUAGAUUACGGAUGAAGUGUUUCUUUCCAUUAAUUGCCAUACAAAUGUAUUGAUACAAACAUGGUAUUAUUAUAUAUAAGACUAUUAUAUACACGCAUGGUAUAUAAUAGUAAUAACUUUGUUCUUA